Molecule: messenger RNA, 3203 nt
Organism: Penaeus vannamei (Pacific white shrimp)
Lineage: Eukaryota; Metazoa; Arthropoda; Malacostraca; Decapoda; Penaeidae
Product: glucose-induced degradation protein 4 homolog
Biological process (GO): protein catabolic process in the vacuole; proteasome-mediated ubiquitin-dependent protein catabolic process; negative regulation of gluconeogenesis
Cellular component (GO): GID complex
Source: RefSeq, a predicted model, not a curated record
UUGCUCUCUACAUUAUCAUAAGAGAUAAAAUUAAACUAGUAAAUUUUAUGAUAAGAGGUCAGGAAUAUUUCUCCGAUCAUAUGACUAAAGUAGUAGUAAUUUUUCAGAAGAGUUCCCGCUCGGCGCUUGAUCGGACGUCGAGUCUUGUUUAUGUCGAAAACCCGAGACGAGGCGAAGGAGAGAAGGAGAACUAAAAGCUAAUUAGAACUAGAAGAAGACCUCUGAGGCAACGUGAGCCAUCAUGCCAGUCAAAACGGAGAUGGCUUCUAUGGAUCCCCCGCCUCCAGCAAACUCAGGACAGCCAGGAGUAACGAGGAGCCUCCUAUAUAACGGCUCGCGGUUCCAGGGACAUCAGAAGUCCAAGGGGCAGUCCUACGACGUCGAGGUGGUUUUGCAGCACGUGGAUGAAGCAAACUCCUACCUCUGCGGAUACCUUAAGAUCAAGGGCUUAACGGAAGAGUAUCCCACUUUAACUACGUUCUUUGACGGUGAAAUAAUAAGUGCAAAAUUUCCUUUCCUAACGCGAAAAUGGGACGCUGAUGAAGAGGUGGAUAAAAAACAUUGGGGUAAAUUCCCACCAUUCUAUCAGUACACCAAAAAUUUCAACUCGGACUCCUUUGACUACAACGUUUUAAAAGAUUCCGAACACGUGUUUAUGAGAUGGAAGGAGCACUUUUUGGUUCCAGACCAUACAGUGAAGGAUAUAAAUGGGGCCUCGUUUGCAGGCUUUUACUAUAUUUGUUUCCAGAAGAGCACGGCCACCAUCGAUGGAUAUUAUUAUCACAGAACGUCAGAAUGGUACCAAUCGCUGAACCUCACUCACGUGCCCGAGCACAGUGUUCAGAUCUACGAAUUUAGAUAAAGAGAUGCCGAUAACCGCAGAUACUCAGAUGGCUUAGUGUGUAUGUGAUUCAUAUUUUAUUUGUUCCUCAUGUAAAGAUUUUUUUAUUGGAUUGUUAAGGAAAUGAUAUCGUUUUAGGGAAUAGAGUUUUAUAGCUCCCACAUGCAUUCAUUCAAGAAAGAAAAUAUAGGAAGAAAUGUCCAUUGUAUAAAACCAGUGAUGAAAGGCAGGCCAUGUUAUUUUAUCAGGUGGUUUUAGGUACAACUCAGUGUGUCAACAUUCUGUGAUUAUUUCUUAUAAUUCUUGUACAUCUGUCUAGGAGACUCCUUAUUUUGAAAUACAAUUUAGCACUUUUUUUUAUAUAUAUAUAUAAAACACAAGUCCAUCUGUGUGUUGAAGGGGACACACCAUUUUGUUUAUACCUGCUUGUCAAUCUUGGUGUCUCGUAUUACCUCUCUGGAAAAGUACUGGUGAUAUUAGAUAAUUUUUUAUAAACCAGUGUCCUAGAAUUAUCACCAUAUUGAAAUGUUGGGUAAAAGGAAAAGAAAAGAUAAUUAUUCUAUAUCUGUGAUUUCCAUAUAGGUGUUUACUGCAUUCUUCACUUCUGUAAUAAUCAAAUUGAUUCUUGAUCUGUGGAAUGUUAUAGGUACGGCUGAAGGGAAAUUUUCUAUAUACAAGGAAAGUUUUUAUCUGUUUACUGUUGAUGAGUAGGGGUUGGGGGAAACUUUUUUUUUUUUUUUUUUUUUUUUCUAGGUAAUUUAGAAGAAAAUGGUGUUUAUGUAAUUGAUAUGAAUAUGUUCCUAUAUUGCUAUUACUUUUAUUAAUGAGUGCUGCUUAUGAGAUUUCCAGUUAUUAGGCUCUCCCUCAUUUAAGUAACGGAAGAUUUUGAGACGGAAAUUGCAAGCCAAACAGCCACGUAAUAGUAUAGUGUUUACACAUCUGUAUACAGUUUAUUCUUUACUUUAGUGGAGUUGUUUUUAAUUUUCAUGUAUUGAUACAAAUCCAGGUAAUCUUGUAUUGAUAGAAUUAUUAUUCUUAAAUGUUUAUUUUCUUUUUAAAACUUUUUUUUUUUCUAAACUGGUCACGUACAGUCAGCAUAUCUUAGAGUUAAUCUAAGGUACAUUUUCCCCCUUUUUGUCAUAGGUUUCAGAUUAUGUACUUCUUUCUUUUUUAGGCUACAGUGAUAGAUCAGAUAAGGUACAGAAUCAUAUCAAGAACAGCAUCUCAAGUGCUGUAGUCUGUCUGCUGAGGAGUGUUUGAUAUGUUUGUAUAUAAACCAUAGUCAUAACUUUCUUCGGGGCCUCUUGCCAUGCUAUUCACACUUUCAGUCUCCCCCAUACCCCCAAGUGUACCCUGUCUGUGCUUGAGAUGGUGUUAUAUGUAUUAUCAUCUUUUUUCCAGUGUGAAAAAAGUAAGAAUAUUUUUUCUUAUUUUUUCCUGCCUGUAUGGCUGUCUAGACAGUCAGUCCUUUAUGGCCAGAUAUGGUUGAGCAUAUGAAACUAUGGUGAAUUGAGGUAUUUUGCACUGGUUUUCUCUCAUUUUUUAUUACUGUUCUUGGAGAGUUGUUGCAUUAGAGAAUCUCUGCCAAGUGGAUUAGAAAUCAGUCUUAUAUUUUAUUUUUGCCAUAGAUUAAGAACCGUAUAUGACCAUAAUAUUAUGCAGGUGUAAUAUUUUUUUUCUUAUGUAUCCUUUGUGUAUGUCAGCUUCACUAGCAAACUACUGUGUAGUUAUGUACAUAUUAAUAUAUAUAUAUAUUUUAUUCCCAAAGCACUGAGAGCCUGAGAUGUGUCAUGAAGGAGAGAAAUGGUAUUUAUACAUGCUUGUUUGUAUGAUGCUGGGUAUAAAAAAAAUGUGAUCAUUUUAUGGGUGAUUUUAUUCGAAACAUUAUUUCUCUUUAUGGAAGUAUAAUACUGUGAAAGUGUUUGUAUUCAGAGCCUAUUAAAACCUAUUUAUUACAGCUGAGAUACGACUAAAACUUCUAUGAUUCUGUACCUUGGUUGAUAAUGGCUAUACAACUUGAAUAUGGAAGCAUUUGUAAAAGUCCAUUUGUUGUUACUUAAUGUGUCUUUUGUGCUUAUUCACAUACGUUGGAGGGAUUUUAGAGGAACAAGAGUUGGAAUUAAAUUAUUACUGAAGGUUUGCAGAGUUAGUGUGAAAAGAGUUUAUACCCUACAUUAAGGUGAAUUGUAAAAUUAGAAAUGAUGAUGCAGGGAACAUUGACUCCCACAACAGAAGUACAUCCCAGAGAUUAAAAGACGCAAAAAAAAAUCUAAAUUUAAAAUCAUAUUUGGAUGUAAAAUUUUGUUAUAGAAAAAGCAAAGACCCAUCACAUUUAGCAGGAAUAAAAUUUUCGGGAAUGUAU